Molecule: messenger RNA, 807 nt
Organism: Hydatigera taeniaeformis
Lineage: Eukaryota; Metazoa; Platyhelminthes; Cestoda; Cyclophyllidea; Taeniidae
Source: the annotation of a GenBank genome assembly
GGUGUAAUUCCAUUGAAAGAGAACGGUGGGCUUAUUGAGUGGGUUAGCAACACACAACCGUUUCGCAACAUUCUGACUUCCCUCUAUGUUGAGAUCGGACGGCCUUUCAAUUGGGUAACAAUGAAUCGUUAUGCUCCACUCCUUGAGGAUCCACUUGACGUGAAACGAGAAAAAUUCCUGACGAAACUUCUUCCCAUGUAUCCACUUGUUUUCUAUCGUUGGUUUAUCAAUGUUUUCCCCAAUCCAAGUGAAUGGUACGAGGCAAGGGAGACGUACGUGCGCACUUGUGCCGUGAUGAGUAUGGUGGGCUAUGCUUUAGGCCUAGGUGAUCGUCACACGGAGAACAUACUCUUCGACUGCAUCACAGGGGGACUGGUACAUGUUGACUUUAGUUGUGUCUUCAACACAGGCCUUACUCUACCAUGGCCAGAACGCGUGCCUUUUCGGCUGACGCGCAGCCUUGUGCACGCCAUGGGUCCCACAGGCUUUGAGGGCACCUUUCGACGCUGCGCCGAGGUCACCAUGCGCUUAUUGCGUCGUGAAAUAGAUCCUCUCAUGGCUGUAUUCAGACCCAUCUACUUCGAUGCUCUUGUUGAGAAGAGUUCCGAUACUAACGCCUCAUCCGAGUCUGGUCACCGGGGCCGUAAGGGUGGACAUGAGUUACCCUCUGAGAGCAAACUUACGCGUUCAGCAAUCGAGAAGCUUAAAGGCAUGGAGGAUCGCCUUCGAGGCAAAAUCACCGAACAUGAUGACUUUAGUAAACUCCUUCCUAUGUCUGUGGAGGGGCAGGCUUGUUGGAUCAAAUGA